CCAUAUUUGAUAAAAGAUUUUGCAUAGUUGUGUCAAGAUGGGGAAAAACAGAUGAUGUGUGACGUGCUGCAGGCUAGUGUUACUCUCUUCGUAAAUGUGUCACAUCCUCAUCUAUCCUCAACAAGUUAACAUAACUUCUCUGAUCUUCCACUGCCAGUUCUUGGACCAAGUUUUUGUAGAUCCUCCUCAACUCACGGCGGGCGAUCCACGGUUUUACCCACAGUCGUUUCUGUUUCGUUGUUAAAGCCGCUGCAAUGGCUGCCCAAGUAAAAC
Messenger RNA from Acanthoscelides obtectus, 273 nucleotides. NCBI's taxonomy places the organism in Eukaryota, Metazoa, Arthropoda, Insecta, Coleoptera, Chrysomelidae. The record is from the annotation of a GenBank genome assembly.